This is a messenger RNA of Panicum virgatum (switchgrass), 2340 nucleotides long. Its product is annotated as disease resistance protein Pik-2-like. The coding region runs from base 1 to 2340 and encodes 779 amino acids. Gene Ontology annotation, molecular function: ADP binding. Lineage: Eukaryota; Viridiplantae; Streptophyta; Magnoliopsida; Poales; Poaceae. The record is from RefSeq and is a predicted model, not a curated record. The transcript is spliced from 4 exons. Gene Ontology annotation, biological process: defense response to other organism.
AUGAGCUGCAAAGAUUCUUGCAGCCAGCAGCGGGCUAAAUCAUUAGCCUUGCUCGUAUACCAACUACCAAGAAAAGCUGAUCCGGAGGCGUGUGUGAGGAGGGCGAUCACGAAGUUGCAGUUGCAGGGAACAGCCCCUCGUCCCCUUAGUGAAGAAGAUUUCAGCCCUCUCAUUGCACAUGAUUCUGAAGCGAAGAAACUUGCUGAUCAGGUAAAAUUGGCACUCAGCGCCGAGGCGCACCGUGUCGUCUCAGUGUGUGGGAUUGCUGGUGUUGGCAAAUCAUUUCUUGUCAAAACCCUCUUUAACGACCGUGCUAGUCCUGCAUGGAGGUUCACAAACGCUUGGGUCAGUGCACCCCAUCCAUUCGAUAUCGUGGACUUGUGUAAGGGUAUUUACCAGUUCACAGCCGAUGGAGACAUUUACCACUACCCACCAUCAGAAGGCGAAGAUAUAGUCCUGGCAUGGUGGGAUCUUCUGGAACGGGAAGAACUGCAGUGGCUCCUGGUUAUUGACGACUUACAGUCCAAAGAAGAUUGGGACCUGAUAAAAGCAAACUUGAUAUCAAAAGCUUCUAAAAGUUGUAUCAUCGUUAUUACCAGGGAAGAAAGUGUUGCCAGACAUUGUGCAACGUCAGAUGAUGCAGUUUGCAUCCUCAAAGGGCUAGAAGCUAAAACGGCCCUUCGUCUCUUCGAGGAGGUAAUUAAAGGCGCAGGAACAUCUAAUCCAGAUCACAACAUGAUGGAUGAAGCGGGAUUUAUCAUAAACAAACCAGCAAAGGGCUUGACAGCUUUAGGGACGUAUUCACUACAAUGCAUUCAAGCUUUCAAGCUUGUCCUCAAGAAAUGCAUCUUCUAUCUGUCACUUUUUACUCAAAGCAGCAUAAUUCGGCGGAGCCGUUUGGUGAGGCGGUGGAUCGCGGAGGGCUAUUGUGAGGGUCUUGACAGCAACAGCAAGGUUGAAUUCACGGAGAAGCUCUUAGGCAACCUUGGCGCCCUUGGUAUGAUAGAUAAGCCCGCACAGACAUCUUCCGGGGCCGGUCACAUGAGCGGGACUUCUUUCCAAGUCAACUCUUUGUUCCUCGACUACAUCAUCUCACAGGAAACAAAAGAGAACAUUUUCCUUCCACUUGAAAUCACUGUACUGCAGGGAGAAAGCAGUCUGAAUGUACAACGUGCAGGACAGCACUUGGCCAUUGGGAGCAGCUGGAAGAGAGACAAGUUUGUGCUCGACAGCUUGAACUUCUCACGGCUACGGUCUUUGACAGUUUCUAGAGAGUGGAGGCCUUUCUUCAUAUCUCACAGAAUGAGAGUGCUUCGUGUGCUCGAUCUGGAGGACACAAACGUGAAGAAUGAUGACGUUGAACAGAUCGUGGCGCAUCUACUUCGCCUCAAGUUCCUCUCCAUUAGAAGAUGCGCAAAGGUUUCUUGUCUCCCAGAUUCCUUGGGUGGCCUGAAACAGCUCCAGACUCUGGAUAUCAGACACACCUAUGUUGCCAAGCUUCCAGUUAGCAUCAGCAAGCUGCGGAUGCUGCAGUAUGUUCGUGCUGGUACCAGUGUAGCGCUCAUGGAUGAGGAGCCAUCAACAACAAAGUGGGGUAGGUAUGGACAUGUUGCUGCUUGUGAUGGCGUUAAGGUGCCCACAAAGACUGCAGCACUCAUAUCCUUACACACGCUUGGUGUUAUCAACAUCAGCGCCACGAGUGAUAUGGACAUUCAGCAGUUAUUCAAGAACCUUACUCAACUUCGCAAGCUUGGGGUGUCUGGCAUCAACAGGAGAAACAUCAAGGGGUUCUUUUCUGCUAUUGAGGGGCACGUCCACUUGGAAUCACUGUCACUGCAGCUCCACAUGGAGAAGGAUUUGGAAUGGUUGCAUAAAAUUACCACUCCAAGGAAUCUACAGCGCCUUAAGAUGAAGGUACAUGUAGAGAAGUUCGAACACUGGAGCUGCCUACGGGUCCUUGGGCAGAUAAGAAGGCUGCAGACUCUACGCCUUCAUUUCAAAACAGACCAAGAUGUUGAGCUCCAGUUUUGUGACCAAAUGGAUGGUGUGGCAUGGUCUACACCCAUCCAAUUCUGUGAACUCAAGGUCCUCGAGAUUGCUUGCAGCUCCAACUUGCAUGUGAAGUUUGCUGAUAGGGAGAUGAAAGAGCUAGAACUGCUGCAGGUUCGCUGUUUCGAUGGGUCGUCAUUGAACUUUUCUGGGCUAGAACGCACGACUGCACUCAAGGAUGUCAGUCUCAAGGGAUCCUUUGACGACACAGUCAAGGAAGAAUUGCGGCAAACAGUUGCCCAGCAUCCGAAUAGACCUACUUUGAAGCUGGUGGAACCACGUUCAUCCUGA